Molecule: messenger RNA, 3783 nt
Organism: Penicillium verrucosum
Lineage: Eukaryota; Fungi; Ascomycota; Eurotiomycetes; Eurotiales; Aspergillaceae
Product: PE repeat family protein
Exons: 5
Coding region: 1-3783 (1260 amino acids)
Source: RefSeq, a predicted model, not a curated record
AUGUCUUACAAGUAUGCCGACCUCCCUGAGUUCUCAUAUGCAUCGGUCCAACGUCAAUAUUCGACCUUUGAUUAUGAGACUAAAUCUUUCCAAUUUUACCCUGUCACCUAUUCAACGACCGAUCUGACCGAGGGCCAAAACCAGGACAACAAGGAGCCCACCACCGAACCGGAGAAGGACCCUGCCUCUGAAGACCCUCCUGCCGCUGAGCCAAGUGGCGAUGACAGCCCACCCGCUGAACCUACAGAUUCCGCAGAGGCUACACCACCGGCCGAGUCUUCACCCGACGAGGCUGCCCCGGAAGCUAAAGAAGAUGGCAAGGAUGAGCCAGUACCAGAUGCAGAGAAUCCCGACGAGGCUUCCAAGGAGGCUGCUGUAGAAGACGGGAAACCUACAGAGGAUGCAAGUCCUGACGACGGUGCAGCGCCUGAAGGCGAAGCAAAGCCCGAAGGCGAAGCAAAAUCUGAAGAGGAAGCCAAGCCUGAAGAGGAAGCCAAACCUGAAGAGGACGCCAAACCUGAAGAGGAAGCCAAGCCUGAAGGGGAUCCGAAGCCCGAAGACGACCCAAAGCCUGAAGAUGAAUCCAAACCCGAAGGCGGUGCAGCGCCCGAUGACAGUGCGAAGUCUGAAGAGGAAUCAAAACCUGAAGAAGAUGCAAAACCCGAAGAUGCAAAACCUGAAGGUGGAGAAGAUGCUCCAGCAGGCAAAGACACGAAAAAAGAAGGCGACGGCAACAAUGAUGAAGGUUUCCCGGACUUUGACAUAGACGUAGAUCCUGAGAUUUUAGCGGCCGAGAAAGAGGCUGCUGCUAAAGCGGCCGCCGAAGACGCCCUGGAGGAAGACGCCCCAAAGGCCGAUGAAUCACCUGCUCCAGAGGAACCAGCAGCGCCAGAACCAGCCGCCGAGGAACCUAAGCAGCCAGCGGGCAAGGCCCCGGAGCCUGAAGCUGAGCCCGAAAAGCCCGCAGAUAAUCCUCCUGAUACCCCUGCUCCAGAGGAACCAGCCGCCGAGGAACCCAAGCAGCCAGCGGGCAAAGGCAAGAAAAAGAAGGGCAAGAAAAACAAGAAGGCAGCCGAGCCAGAGCCAACGCCAGAACCAGCCGCUGAAGCAGCACCGGAGCCUGAAGCAUCACCUGAAGUAAGCGAACAACCAGUGGAAGCAGAGGCACCAGCAGCGGAGCCUGAACCUGCUCCACCUGCAGAAGAGGAGAAGGCUCCCGAAGAACCUGUCAAGGAACCAGAGCCGGAAGCCUCCCCAGUUGAGGAAGCACCUGCUGCCGAACCCGAGGCUGCUCCAGCUGCAGCAGAAGAAGAGAAGGCUCCCGAAGAACCUGUCAAGGAACCAGAGCCGGAAGCCUCCCCAGUUGAGGAAGCACCAGCUGCCGAACCCGAAGCCACUGAGAAAGUGGAAGCUGUGGAGCCCGAGCCAGUCGAGACUCCCAAAGAGGCACCCGUCGAAGAAAGCACUCCGGUUGAGCCUACCCCUGAACCCGCUGCCGAGCCUGUUGCCGAGCCUGUUGCUGAGCCUGUUGCUGAGCCUGUUGCUGAGCCUGUUGCUGAGCCUGUUGCUGAGCCUGUUGAUGAGCCUGUGGUUGAGCCUGUGGUUGAAGCCCCUGCUGAGCCUGAGCCUGAACCUGCUGCUGAGCCCGAGCCCGAGCCCGCUGCCGAGACUGUGGCUGAACCCGCUGCUGAGCCUCCUGUGGCUGAAGCCCCUGCUGAGCCCGAGCCUGAACCUGCUGCUGAGCCCGAGCCCGAGCCCGAGCCCGCUGCCGAGACUGUGGCUGAACCCGCUGCUGAGCCUACCCCUGAGCCCGCUCCGGAACCGGCUGCUGAGCCUGCCCCCGAGCCUGUGGUUGAAGCCCCUGCUGAGCCCAAACCCGAGCCAACUGUCGCUGAGCCUGUCGCUGAGCCUGCCGCUGAGCCUGUGGUUGAACCGGUCGUUGAAGCUCCUGCUGAGCCCACUCCCGAGCCCGUUCCUGAACCUGUUGCUGAGCCCCCCGCGGAGCCUGUUGUUGAAGCUGCUCCCGAGCCUACACCUGAGUCCCCUCCCGAACCCGCUGCUGAGCCUGUUGUCGAAUCACCCGCUGAGGAGCCAGUCGAAGAGACUUCACCUCCUACACCGGAAGCAGUUGAGGCGAUUCCUGAAGCCCCCGAGGCACCUGCCGCUAAAGAGAAGGAUGUGAUUGAAGAUGUCCCCGCUGCCGCAGAUCCUGUAGCGGAGACUCCUGCCCCAGAACCAGUGGUUGAGGAGGCACGUGCUCCCACCCCGGUCGAAGAGACACCAGUGGAAGAAGCGCCCGUUGUCGAGACCCCAGCAGAGGCCGUAGCAGAACCGGAAGUCGUACCCGAUGAGGCGCCAAAGGAGGUCCCAGUGGAAACACCUGCUGACGAGCCAACGCCCGAAGAGCCAGCUCCUGUCGAAGCUGCCCCAGCUGAGACCCCGGCACCUGACGAAUCCCCGUUUGAACCAGUGGUUCCGGACGAGGCCCCAGCUGAGACACCAGAGGCCGAUGCAACUGCAGUCCCAGUCGAAACUCCAACGCCGGAAGAGGCAUUGCCUGAGACAUUGCCUGAGACACCGCCAGAGGAGCCAGCCCCUGAGCCAGAGGCUGCCAGAGACCUCCCCGCCGAAGACCCACCAGCAGAACCAGAAGCUGCCCCCGAGCCAGUACCUGUCCCCGCUAGCGACGAAGUGGCGCCCGACGAGCUCGUACCACCCCCAGCAGACGUCCAGCCUGAGGUGGAGAUGAUCGACGCCGAGCCUCUUGACGAAAGCGCAGAAGCCGCAGCAGCCCGCCACUCCCGACGCCGCAGAAAGCGUACCUCGCCGAUCGAAGGAGAGCGUCGGCAGUCCAAGACAUCAUCCGAAGGCCGCCGGGAUCAACUCCAGCGUCAGAAGAGCGAGCGAAACGUCUUCACCAACCGUUGGGCCAAGGCACUGGAAGAAGCACGACGCCAACACGACGAGAAGUCACAGAUACAGCGAAAGCAGCGUGCUCUCGCCGAGGAACGAGAGCGUAGCGGUAUCCCUGCCCCCGAAAAAUUGAAGCGCUCGAAGAGCUCGUCCAGGGAGAAGGUGAAGGAGAAGGAGAGGGCAAUGGAACCAGAAAUGGAGGCCGAAGUCAUCGAAACCAGAUCCAAACGCCGCACCUCCGAUACCCCCUCGAACCAACCUCUCGAACGAGCCCGCUCAACCAGGACCUCUUCAUCGAAGCAGGUAUCAACAUCGGUACCGACGCCCAAACCCCGUGCCUUCCUACGGUACAUGACAGAAGGCAAGUCGGAUACCAAUGGGCCUUUGCUGCGCCUGAAUGCCACCAAGGCUGCACCACCGAUCGAGAGACCGCGUCGGUCAUCGACAAGCCACAGCAGUGGUAGCCGUCAGGAUCGGGCGGAGCAUGAAGAGCGACACUCCAGUGGUCGGUCUAGCGGAUCACGGUCACGACGCGAAGAGGAGCCUCCUCGCACUGAGCGUGUUGAUCGCACUGAGAGUAGGAGAUUGCGACGCUCGUCGACGGCUGAGCAUGGUCGAUCUAGAGAGGAGAGGAAGGAGAGAGAGAGGGAGAAAGAUCGGGUAGAGAAGGAGCGUGAGCGUGAGCGUGAGCAUGCACGUGAACGAGAAGUCGAGGGAGAGAAGGAGAGGGAGAAGAAGCCUGAGAGCUCCUCCCGACGUUCCAGGGAGACGAGAGAGGUUCGCUCUCAUCGUCGCCACAGACGCGAGGAAUCGCCUCCCCGAGAGGAGUCGAAGCUGAAGGGUAUCUGGAGAGCGAUUGCUGCCCACUGA